Messenger RNA from Fusarium vanettenii 77-13-4, 1923 nucleotides. RefSeq lists its product as uncharacterized. NCBI's taxonomy places the organism in Eukaryota, Fungi, Ascomycota, Sordariomycetes, Hypocreales, Nectriaceae. Bases 1 to 1923 code for a protein of 640 amino acids. The transcript is spliced from 2 exons. The record is from RefSeq and is a predicted model, not a curated record. Gene Ontology annotation, molecular function: ubiquitin protein ligase binding; protein-macromolecule adaptor activity. Gene Ontology annotation, biological process: ubiquitin-dependent endocytosis. Gene Ontology annotation, cellular component: cytoplasm; cytosol.
AUGUCCGUCCAAUCCGCCGAGUUCGCCGUUGCCUCCCUCAUCCCCAAGCCCGUCGCUUCUGGGAGCGGCGUCACCUGCUCCAUCCUCCUCGCCGAACAUAAUAUUUUUCUGUCGGGUUUUGACCGCAAUGGCAACGGUCAUCGCGUAGGUCAGAGUGGCACCGCAUUGCUGCGAGGUAAACUUCAGCUACAUGUCAGCAAGAAUGUCAAGAUCAAGGCGGUGCAGCUUAAGUUGUUGGGUCGCGCCCGCACGGAGUGGCCAGAGGGAAUUAAACUGGGUUAUUACGAAGAGGAGAGCCUGCAAACACAGGUAGUGACCUUUUUCAAUGCCAUGAACAAUGGGUGGAAGUACGAUUAUGGGAACCAGUGCACAUACCGAUUGAAGAACACAUGGCCCAGCAACACCAAUCUUGCUACUCAACCGAACCAGCCGAAAUCAUUACCGUCGCAUUGUCACGGCAACAUGAGUGUCAAAGGAAUGAGGCGAUUGCCCUUGCAAAGUAUUCAAUCGCGAAGCGUCAACAAGGAGAGCCCGAUUGCGACAUCGAAAGUGAAAGGCAGGGUUUUCUAUCCCGGCACAUACGACUACUCCUUCGAGCUUCCGAUCGACCACCACCAACUCGAGACCACGAAGGUACAAUAUGGCUCUGUGAAAUGGGAGCUGCAUGCGAUUGUCGAUCGCGUUGGUGUAUUCAACCCUAACCUACACGGCAUGCAGGAGGUUUCGAUAGUGCGAGUUCCCGACCCACUGUCUCUGGAGAUGACGGAGUGCAUCUCAAUUAGCCGACAAUACCAGGAUCAGCUGCAUUACGACAUCAUCAUGUCCGGGAAGAGCUUCCCCAUCGGCAGCAAGAUCCCCAUCGCCUUCAAGUUGACGCCUCUGGCCAAGGUCCAAGUGCACGAGCUCAAGGUGUUUAUGAUCGAGUCGAUCGAAUACUGGACGAAUGACAGGCGCUGUACCAGGAAAACCUCUGGUCGCAAGAUUCUGCUCCUCAACAAGACGGCCGGAAAAACAUUGGACCCGUCAUGGGCGUCUUCAAACCUUAGGAUUGUCCGAGGUGGUGAACUCUCCCCCGAGAAGCGACGCGAGGCUCGCGAAACGGCCGCCAGACAACGAACUGCAGAGGUGUCUGGACGACACACCGCGGCUCAGCUUUUACCGGAGCCGAGCGAUAACUUCUUGUGCGACUUAGACUUAGGAUUGGAGAGUUUUUGGUGCCCCAUGGAGAUUGAAGUCGAUUUGCAGAUCCCAACUUGUAACAUGAUGGCUAAGAAGAAGGACUUGAGGUUGCAUCCCGAGUGUAUCUGGAAGAAUGUCAAUGUCCACCACUGGGUUGAGGUCAUGAUGCGAAUCAGCCGUCUUGAUCCCGAUGAUCCAAUUGGAACAAAGGGCCGGAAUUUCGAGAUCGCCACCAACUUGCCGCUUACUCUACUCAACUGUCGAGCCACCUCGGCCAACAUCAACCUUCCCGCCUACUCCGACGAGAUGUGCCAGUCCACUACCUACCAGUCGACCUGUGGAUGCCCCGACGCCUUGACCAUCCGAACCGAAACCUCGCCCCGCUCCUUCCUUGGAACAAUGGUUAGUGUUAGCCUAACUAGCGGGAACCUCUUCUCCCCGUGGCCGGCUGCACACCUUGCCCAUGGCCAACAAGGCCCACGACCCUCCGCUGAGACAGCAGGCGUCCACGGCCCGAGUCGAACUCCCCACCUAUUGCGAGUACCCAUCUUCAACCCUCCUGCCUUCGACAACAAUAUCGCACCACCACCCGCCCCCGAACUCGUCGACGAAACUCCCGAAACAGGCGUCAGGACACCCCCACCGCACUACGACGACGUCGUCGGCGCCCCUAGCGUCGACGGCCUUGCAGGUUACUUUUCCCGCCUAGCAGAUUAUGGCUUCGACGGCUCAGACGAAGACUGA